AGUGUACACCCAUAGGAGCGCCUGAAACAGGUGAAGCUUAUCGCCUCCCACAUUAGUCACGCAGGCAGUUGGUUGCUGGAAAAAAAAACUCUGGAGACUCAGUAGAAGAGUGUGACUGAUUUCACAUGCGUGUGUUAAACCACAGGGAAUCUGAUUAAAAGCAAAGGACCUGUUUACACCCAAUUAAGAAGCGAUUCACAGCUCCACAUCCUUGGUGAGAAGAGAGGACUUGUUUUGUAAGCCAUGGCCAGCAUGGGGCUGCAGCUGCUGGGCUUCUUCCUGGGUCUCCUGAGCUUGCUGGGGACAGUGAUCGCCACACUGAUACCCCAGUGGCGCCGCACGGCAUACGUGGGCUCCAACAUCAUCACUGCCACAGCGUACAUGAAGGGCCUGUGGAUGGACUGUGUGUGGCACAGCACAGGCAUUUAUCAGUGUAAAAUGCACCGCUCGAUGCUGGCCCUACCUCCGGACGUGCAAGCUGCCCGUGCCCUCAUGGUCCUCUCCUGUGUCGGCUCUGUCCUGGCUAUUGCACUGUCCACUGUGGGCAUGAAGUGCACUUAUUGCGCUCAGGGAGGGACCACCAAAAACUGCCUGGCCAGGAGUGGAGGAGUCUGCUUCUUUUUUGCAGGACUGUCCUGUCUUGUCACUGUGUCCUGGACCACAAAUGACACCAUCCGAGACUUCUACAACCCCUUCUACAGCCAUGGUAUGAAAUAUGAGAUAGGGUGGUCUGUCUAUAUCGGGUUUGUCUCAGGCUCCCUCAGUGUGAUUGGUGGAGUGAUCUUGUGCUCAACCUGCGGAGAGUCCCACCUGGCCAGCCGUGCCACCAGGCAGCCUCAGCCAGCCCCAACAUACCAGCCCCAUGCUGCCCACCAGAGCAAUCACACGCCCUCUCCAACCUCUGCGUCCAGCAGUGGCUACAGACUCAGUGAUUUUGUUUGAACGGUGGUUGUGUUAAAGCAAACAAGGCCAUAUUAUGAGAAGUACGAAGAAGGUUUUCAGAGUAUUUUUCAGUUCACAACCCUCAAAGUACUUUAGAGUGAAUUGUGUGUUUUUGUUUUGUUUUGUUUGUUUGUUUGUUUGUUUGUUUUUUGUUUAAAUCUCACACCUUAAACAUUUCACACACUGACCUGUAGUUCAUUUUAAUGACAUAGAUAGAACCAUAGUUUCCAGCUACUCAAGUGAACUUUAAGAUGUUCUUCUUUGCCUGUUGAUAAACUCUAGACCAAGAGCUAAGUUUGAGUGAACAGAUGCCACAUACAUGUCUUUGUGGAGAGUAGGCUAUUGAAAGUCUAAAGUACACUAUCAAAAGUAACAUUUGAAUGUAUAAAGUCUGGACUAGACUAAAAUAUCAAUCUACAGCUGUAUAUCUAAUUGCAUUAUGCAGUAUGUUAUUUGCUUUGAUGUUGCAACAAAUUGGACACAUACACACAUGGACUUGUAUUGUUUGCUAGUAUCUUUGGUGUCAAGAGUGUAAUGUUCUUUUGUGAAAAUCAAUGUUUUCAUCUCUGACCUCAGAACUGACUACAUUUCUGCUACAUGUUGUAUGUCGGUAGCUCUUUGAUAUUUUGGGGGACAUCCAAAGGGGAAAUAAUUUUGUUAGAUUUCAGAAUACUCAACAAUCUGUCUAUUGUAUUAUAGAAAUCAGUAGACAUUAUAAUGUCACCCAUUUUCAUAACCCAGAGACUAGAUCAUCUUUUCUGAUCAUGUUUUCUAAACAUUAACUGAGACCAUUUUAAAUAUUAA
This is a messenger RNA of Alosa alosa (allis shad), 1746 nucleotides long. Its product is annotated as claudin-14-like. Gene Ontology annotation, biological process: cell adhesion; bicellular tight junction assembly. NCBI's taxonomy places the organism in Eukaryota, Metazoa, Chordata, Actinopteri, Clupeiformes, Clupeidae. The transcript has a single exon. The record is from RefSeq and is a predicted model, not a curated record. Gene Ontology annotation, cellular component: bicellular tight junction; plasma membrane. Bases 244 to 942 code for a protein of 232 amino acids. Gene Ontology annotation, molecular function: structural molecule activity.